Molecule: messenger RNA, 3823 nt
Organism: Paramormyrops kingsleyae
Lineage: Eukaryota; Metazoa; Chordata; Actinopteri; Osteoglossiformes; Mormyridae
Gene: vac14
Product: vac14 homolog (S. cerevisiae)
Biological process (GO): phosphatidylinositol biosynthetic process
Cellular component (GO): endosome membrane; PAS complex
Source: RefSeq, a predicted model, not a curated record
AUGGUCUCGAGCGAUGAAAACAGAUCGCGCGCUCGGUUGCCGAUUAAGACGCCUGCCGGGGUUGUGUGACAGUCAUGUGAGCCGGGAAACAUGGCUGCACAAAAAUAAUGGCUAGUCGCACUUCAGUCAUUCCUCCGCCUUGAUAUUUCUUGUCGUGUUUGUCGAGAAGUAAGCAACCCCUUCGCGAAUUUCAAUCCGACUUUUACAGUCUGUCCACCUGAGCCUCGUAGCGUCCGUCGGUGAAAAUGAACACCGAGAAAGAUUUCGCUCCCCUGACCCCGAACAUCGUCAGAGCCCUGAACGACAAGCUGUACGAAAAGAGAAAAGUCGCCGCUUUGGAGAUAGAAAAGCUGGUGCGAGAAUUUGUGGCUCAGAACAAUUCCACUCAGAUCCGUCAUGUUAUCCAGAUCCUGGCCACUGAGUUUGCCUUAUCCCAGCACCCCCACAGUCGUAAAGGGGGGCUUAUCGGCCUGGCUGCCUGCUCCAUAGCCCUGGGAAAGGACUCUGGCCUUUACCUGAAGGAACUGAUUGAGCCAGUGCUCACCUGCUUCAAUGACUCUGACAGCCGUCUGCGCUACUAUGCUUGUGAGGCACUUUACAACAUCGUGAAGGUGGCCAGGGGGGCCGUGCUGCCCCAUUUUAAUGUGCUGUUUGAUGGGCUCAGCAAGUUGGCAGCAGAUCCGGAUCCCAAUGUGAAGAGUGGAUCAGAACUGCUGGACCGUCUGCUGAAGGACAUUGUGACAGAAAGUUCCAAAUUUGACCUGGUGGCCUUUGUCCCUUUGCUGCGUGAGCGUAUUUACUCCAAUAACCAAUAUGCACGUCAGUUCAUCAUCUCCUGGAUACUUGUGCUGGAGUCUGUGCCAGACAUAAACCUUUUGGAUUAUCUUCCGGAAAUCCUGGAUGGACUCUUUCAGAUCCUGGGGGACAGCAGCAAGGAGAUCCGCAAGAUGUGUGAGGUGGCCUUGGGGGAGUUCCUUAAGGAGAUUAAGAAGACACCAUCCACUGUAAAGUUUGCAGAGAUGGCUAACAUCUUGGUCAUUCACUGCCAGGUGUCUGAUGAAUCAAAAUCGACGAACGAUCUCAUCCAGCUAACGGCUAUGACAUGGAUGAGGGAGUUCAUCCAACUGGCCGGCCGGCUGGUGCUCCCUUAUUCCUCUGGCAUCCUGACGGCCGUGCUGCCCUGUCUGUCUUAUGAUGACCGCAAGAAGAGUACCAAAGAGGCUGCCAGUGCCUGCAACCACAGCUUGAUGAAGCUGGUGACCCCUGAGGAUGAUGGUGAUGAGGAGGUGGACGGGCAAGUGAGUGACACUCUGCACCGAGAGGACGGCCCCCCCAAGUCCCAAGAUGAACUUGACAAUUCACUAAAUGCAUCGCAGGAUUCUGGUGGGCUUAGUAAUAUCUGCUUCUUCACUCCUACCAGUGCUGACAGAAGCCAGGUGACUCUGGACCUGGAUGGGAUUGUUCAGGUGCUUGGACGUCACCUGCAUGACUCUUCGACUGGUAUGAUGACACGCAUCGCUGUGCUGAAGUGGCUCUACCAUCUGUACAUUAAAACCCCACGCAAGAUGUUCCGUCACACCGAUAGCCUCUUCCCCAUGCUGCUGAAGACUCUGUCGGAUGAGUCAGAUGAGGUCAUUCUGAAGGACUUGGAAGUUCUUGCAGAGAUCGCCUCUUCCCCGGCUGGUCAGACGGACUCCUCCGGGCCAUGUGACAGCACGGGCUGCCGGCUCGAACUUGCAGUUCCAGCAUCAGCCAAGCCAGGUUCCAAAGCAGACUCCAGCCCUUCCACACCUUCCACUCCUAGCAUGAACUCCUACUUCUACAAGUUCAUGAUCAACCUCCUGCAGCGCUUCAGUCUGGAGAGGAAGCUCCUGGAGAUCCGGGGUGCCUUUAUCAUCAGACAGUUGUGUCUGCUUCUACAUGCAGAGAAUAUCUUCCAUUCCAUGGCAGACAUCUUGCUGAAAGAGGAAGACUUGAAGUUUGCUUCCACCAUGGUGCAGACGCUCAACACCAUCCUGCUCACGUCUGCUGAACUCUUCCAGCUUCGGAACCAGCUCAAGGAUCUGCGCACACAGGAGAGCUGUGACCUGUUUUGCUGUCUGUAUCGUUCUUGGUGUCAUAACCCUGUGGCCACAGUCUCCCUCUGCUUCCUGACCCAGAACUACCAGCAUGCCUAUGACCUCAUCCAGAAGUUCGGCGAUCUGGAAGUGACUGUGGAUUUCCUGAUGGAGGUGGACAAGUUGGUGCAGCUCAUCGAGAGCCCCAUCUUCACCUACCUGCGCCUGCAGCUGCUCGAUGUGGAGAAUAACCCCUACCUGAUCAAGGCUCUCUACGGCCUCCUGAUGCUGCUGCCCCAGAGCCAGGCCUUCCAGAUGCUCUCCCACCGGCUGCACUGCGUACCCAACCCUGAGCUCAUGAGGACCGUGCCUGAUCUGAAGAGCUCUCCCGGCUCCAGGUGUCCGGCCUCCUCACGUGUCGACUAUAAAGAAUUGCUGCAGCACUUCGACCGGGUCCAGAGGAAGCACCUGGAGGUUCGGCACCAGCGGGCUGGACGGGCCGAGUGCUCCGACCGGAAGCUGGUGCUGUGAAACCCGAAGGAAGCCGAUAACCAAGAUCACCAUUAUCACCAGAAAGACACUUUAGCGCUAAUGCAGUUUUAAACUAUUGAACGUUCUGUAGGCAUGACGUAUCCGCUGCCCCUUUUUUAUGAGUUUCUUUUUUUUUUAUAAAUAGCUUUGAUGGAGGCGCCAUUAUGGAUGCACAUCUACAAACAUGAAUUUACACCAUGGUCGGGUCCAGUGCCAUGUUAGUCAAAGCUUGAAUAUACAUUAUUAUUAUUUUUUGCUUUUGUAGUUGUUGGCUUUUUUUCCAUUUGUCCAUAAGUGUUCUCUCUUACUCAUUCUUUACUCACUUCCGCAUCGGCCACGAUGUCCGUCAGCUGUCAAAAACAACGUGGAUGAGCUACACACGACACUCUCCUUGGUCUUAAAGCUUGAAGGCUGUUUUGGGUACCUGAAGCUGUGCUUUCUGGCCUGGCAGUCAUUUGUAAGAAGCCCGUUGUCAAACAGUCAACACUGGGGGGGCCCAAACCUUUAAUUAUAAUAUAUAUUGAGGAAGACAUUGUGAGUCUGAAUAUUGGUGGGGGACCUGUACCCCCCAUUAUAUAUUAUAAUUAUGACCUUGAUUUGAAAUGUCUUAAUCUUGGAAGAGUUUUGGAACAGAUAUUCUGUUUACGUUUUAUCUCCUGCUCAGUCUUGGUAGAUGCACAUUGUUGUCUGUCCGAGUUCCCUCCUUUUCAGAUGUUGUCUAACUUCACUUUCUACCAUUUAUUUUUUAUUUUUUUAUAUCUCCUCACCUUUUCCUCACCAUCCCAUCUCUGUCACUCCCCCGUCUGCUUCCAGCCUCCUGCCCCUCUUGCAUGCUUCCCCAGAACCCCACGGUCUCCUGUGAAAUGACUGCUAUCUGCUAUAAGGAGAGAACUCCAGUAAAUCAUGGACCAUAUGUUAUUACUUUACUCUUGUCUUUUUUCUUCCACUGCCCAUCUGCUGCUUCUGUGGGAACAAGGUCACACAGUCAUCCUCCUCGCCUUUUUGUCAGCCCAGCAAACCAAGGCAGUGUAUCCUCAGCCGUGGGUUGUUGGUUUGUGGACAUGAUAUGUCCAGGAUUAAAUUAUGUUAAUCAUUAGCAGUUUAAACUUGUCAGCCAUUGUGCUGUUGUAAGAUCAAUGUGCAUUGAAACACAAGUCUGAGUAAUUCCUGUGCUUGGAUGUAAUUAAAUGUAUUAGUCGACAGUUGAAUUAAAAUUUAGUUUUUAAGGUGGAUAA